Molecule: messenger RNA, 798 nt
Organism: Rattus norvegicus (Norway rat)
Lineage: Eukaryota; Metazoa; Chordata; Mammalia; Rodentia; Muridae
Gene: Ramac
Product: RNA guanine-7 methyltransferase activating subunit
Exons: 3
Coding region: 118-477 (119 amino acids)
Biological process (GO): RNA 5'-cap (guanine-N7)-methylation
Cellular component (GO): mRNA capping enzyme complex; nucleus
Molecular function (GO): RNA binding
Source: RefSeq, marked validated
GGGAUUCCUGAGCGUUUGGUUACCCUGGAGAGCCGUGUGGAGUGCUGCAGUGUGGACGCCCGAGGUCUCUCCAGUACGUCCCGCUGAAGGAUCUUAAAAAUUGUACAGAAUUUUAAGAUGAGUGAUACUUCUGAAGCGAUUCCAAUUUUUGAAGAGAUGUUUGCAAACAGAUUCACACAGGAUGACAAAGAAUACCAGGAAUACUUGAAACGCCCUCCUGAAUCCCCUCCAAUUGUUGAGGAAUGGAAUAGCAGAGCUGGUGGGAACCAAAGAAACAGAGGCAACUGGCUGCAAGAUAACAGACAAUUUAGAGGUAGGGAUAACAGACGAGGAUGGCCAAGUGACAAUCGGUCAAAUCAGUGGCAUGGACGGUCAUGGGGUAACAACAACUACCCACAGCAGAGACCAGAGCCCUACUAUCAACCAAAUUGCCCACAGUAUGGCCACAACCAGCGGCCUCCAUAUGGUUACUACUGACAGAUGUUGGCAGCUUUUAACAAAGACCUUUUAUUUUGACAACCUGCUAAGUGCUUGUGUGUCUUCUGUUGGUCAUAGCUUUUCAUUCUAUUUUAAAGAAUGGGUUAUUAAUUGUUUAAACUUGAGACUUGAAAAAAUUAAUCUUAUUAGAAAUGUGAUAAUUGAUGGGAAUAAACUUACCAAGUGUGGAUUAUAUUAUUUGACUUUAUCUUACAUACUGUUUUGUUUUAUGAUUUAAUAGUGUUUUGAGUUUGGUCUGUUUUCCUUAUUUGGACUGUAGGAAUUCUGUCUGUAUCACAGAAAUAAAUUUUUUUAAUUAAA